Messenger RNA from Lontra canadensis (Northern American river otter), 2403 nucleotides. RefSeq names its product EBP cholestenol delta-isomerase (gene EBP). Gene Ontology annotation, biological process: cholesterol biosynthetic process. Gene Ontology annotation, molecular function: C-8 sterol isomerase activity; steroid Delta-isomerase activity; cholestenol delta-isomerase activity. The record is from RefSeq and is a predicted model, not a curated record. Gene Ontology annotation, cellular component: endoplasmic reticulum; membrane. The coding region runs from base 156 to 848 and encodes 230 amino acids. The transcript is spliced from 6 exons. NCBI's taxonomy places the organism in Eukaryota, Metazoa, Chordata, Mammalia, Carnivora, Mustelidae.
AGUCGGAACGAAGGAUUUUUACUCAGCCAGCGAGCUAGCCUAGAGAGACCCCGGAGUCUGUGAGCGAGGCCGCCGAGACCACGCCGCUGGAACUGCGCCCAAGACCCCUGCCUUCCGCUUUCCUCUUUCUCUUGCAGCCAUCCGCCUACAAAGACAUGACCACCAACGCCAGGCCCUUGCACCCAUACUGGCCUCGGCACCUGAGGCUGGACAACUUUGUGCCUAAUGACUGCCCCACUUGGCAUCUGCUGGCGGGCCUCUUCUCCAUCUCUGGGGUCUUGGUUGUGACCACAUGGCUGUUGUCAGGUCGUGCUGCGGUCAUCCCCCUGGGGACUUGGCGGCGACUAUCCCUGUGCUGGUUUGCAGUGUGUGGGUUCAUUCACAUGGUGAUUGAGGGCUGGUUCAGCCUCUACCACGAAGACCUUCUUGGAGACCAAGCUUUCUUGUCCCAACUCUGGAAGGAGUAUGCCAAGGGAGACAGCCGAUAUAUCCUGAGUGACAACUUCACGAUAUGCAUGGAGACCAUCACAGCUUGCCUUUGGGGACCACUCAGCCUAUGGGUGGUGAUCGCCUUUCUCCGCCAGCAGCCCCUCCGCUUUGUCUUACAGCUCGUGGUCUCUGUAGGUCAGAUCUAUGGGGAUGUGCUCUAUUUCCUAACAGAGCAGCGGGAUGGAUUCCAGCAUGGGGAGCUGGGCCACCCGCUCUACUUUUGGUUUUACUUUGUCUUCAUGAACGGCCUGUGGCUGGUGCUGCCUGGAAUCCUUGUGCUCGAUUCUGUAAAGCAGCUCGCUCAUGCCCAGAGCAUGCUGGACACCAAAACCACAAAAGCCAAGAGCAAGCUGAACUAAUAAGUAGUAGGCUGGGCUUGAACACUGUGAUGAGGAACCCUCCACCAGGAAGAAGAGUCCAGUCCUGCAGGUUGGAGGGACAAAGCAAAUUAAUCUGUCAAACUCGGGUUGAUGGGUAAGCACCAGAAGGGCCAGAGGCAGGGGCAAGAAAGGAGCUGUGUGGAGCUACAGCCAGGAGCCACUGGGACAAAGGUACAGAAGAAACUAGAAGGGCCAUGAUGGUGGCAGUUUUUAAAAUCAGGAAAUAAAAGAUCUUGACCCUAACACUAAGAGAUCUUUAAUUACUAACCCCAGAGAUGUCCUCUGACUGACCCCACAAGCCCCUCCCUUACUCAUUUCAAGGACCACCGUUCUCUCAGCCAUAGACCCCCCUCCAUCAUCAUCACUUAGGCUUCCAAUCUAUAACCUUAUAAACCCUAUCACUGACCCCACAGAGUCCCAUGAUGACUAAUUAAAUCCAUGAGAUACCCAUUAUCUCUCUUAAGAAGUGAUCAUCCAUUCACACCCUUGGUGUUCUCUCCAGAGCACACUUUCUCAUUUUUUGUAGAACUUUCCAAAUCUAUAAGUUCUUCAAUUUAUUCAACCUCGUGUCUCCUGAUCAGGUGCCCCAUAGACACCCCAUCAAUAACUCCACAGAUCUUUCUUCACUCACCUCAGACUCCCCCAUUACUCACUCCAAAGACACCCAUCAGUACCCUUAAGAUCCCCAUCACUCACCCUAGGGACUGCAAAAACUCACAAGACCCAUCACUCACUUCACAUACCCCAUAACUUAUCCCAAAAGACCUCCAGUCAGUCGUAUACCCUACAACCCCACGACUCACCCUGUAGACCCCCCCAUCAUGGAUAACACAGACCCUCUCAAGUCACCCCACAAAUCCCCUAUCAUUUACCCCAUAGGCUGUCAUUACUUACCCUACAAACCCCCAUACCUCGCCUUGCAGAAUUUGUCACCUCAUACCCCACAGGUCCCCAGUUACCCCACAGAUCUUCUAUCACCCCACAUCCUAUCAUCCUUCAGAUCACCUAUCAUGUAUCCACAGAUUCUCAUCAUUCAUCCCACGAAUAACCUCUCACCCUAUAGACCCACCCCCAUCGCUCCUCCCACAGUCCGGCUGUCAUUAACCUCAUAGACCUUGAGUCAUAAAACAGAUGGGUACUUGAGGAACUUUGAGGAGAUGACAAUGAAAAAAAACUGCAGAUACCUGUAGACUGGCUCCUGGUGACCUGUGCAGAACAGGACUUCAGUUCAAAUCCUGGUGCUGCUCAAGCCUACAGUAUAGUUUUGGAGAAAUGCCUGGCUGUUAAAGCCAAAGCCAAGCACAGCCAACUUUCUGGCCAUUGCACUUAACUCUCCAUGCCACUUACUAUCCCUUUGAUCUUGAGCAUGUUUCUCCUUGACCUUCAGUGCUUUCACAUGUAAAAUUCUCAUAAGGGUACCUACCUCAUUGGAUUUUUAUGCAGAUUAAAAGAAUUAAUAUAUGCAGAGCGCCUGGCAUACACUUUGUAUUUGUUGAAUGGAAGAAUAAAUAAAUGAAAGAGAAAGUUCUCCCCA